Molecule: messenger RNA, 2110 nt
Organism: Mytilus trossulus (common blue mussel)
Lineage: Eukaryota; Metazoa; Mollusca; Bivalvia; Mytilida; Mytilidae
Product: adhesive plaque matrix protein 2-like
Exons: 16
Coding region: 1-1941 (646 amino acids)
Biological process (GO): Notch signaling pathway
Molecular function (GO): Notch binding; calcium ion binding
Source: RefSeq, a predicted model, not a curated record
AUGCACAACCAAAAGGAUAUGCUGCCAAUCGUCUUCUUUUGCAUAAUAUCAAUAAUACUCAAAAUCUGCAACUGUUACUGCAACAACGAUGAAAAUGUUACCGGUGGUGCCUUCACUGGUGGUAUCUAUAUGGAUUCGUAUGUCAUAAGGGCACACUCUGGUACCGGGCCGAAAAUGUGUAUUAGGGAUUGUUUAUUACAAUCAGAUUGCAAUGCCGUAAAUUUCAAAAAAGCCGACUGGACGUGUGAAUUGUUAUCCAUUUCAGGAGGGGAUCAGUCGACGGUACAAGCAGGUUUUUAUUAUUCAUCGAUUACAAAAUGGACUAUGAAACCUAAUCAAUGCUGGCCGAAUCCAUGUUCUAAUAGAGAGGAAUGUGUUAUUGCCAAAUAUGGUUAUCAUGUCUGUAUCCCUGUAGAUGACCGAUGUCAACCUCAUCCAUGUUUAUAUGGCGGUACUUGUCGUAAUGCUGUCGGUGAUGGAUUCCGAUGUAUAUGUCCUAGCGGAUACUCUGGGGAUUAUUGUGAAGUUACACCCUGCACCAGUGCGCCAUGUUUCAACGAUGCUACAUGUGUACUAGCUGGAUCUUCGUACACGUGCACCUGUCAUUCGGGAUACUAUGGUCUGAGAUGUGGUGGGACACCUUGUACAUCUGUGCCGUGUUUAAACGGUGGUACUUGUACAAUAGACGGAGCAACAUAUAAUUGUACGUGUCCUGCAGGAAUUAAUGGAACUAAUUGUGAAGUUACACCAUGCACUUCUCAGCCAUGUUUAUACAGUGGAACCUGCAAUAUUGAUGGUUAUGGAUAUAAUUGUGGAUGCCAUAAUGGAUUUUCAGGAUCGGUUUGUGAAGUGACACCAUGUGACGUAAAUCCAUGUACACAUAACGGUACAUGUUCACUGUCUGGAGUCUCGUAUAUCUGUUCCUGUAUAGAUGGUUACUCUGGUAAACACUGUCAAGUGACUCCAUGUACCGGUCCUCCAUGCCUAAAUUCGGGAACUUGUACCAUUAAUGGAGCUGACUAUUUGUGUGCGUGCCCCUUUGGAAUAUCAGGAACAAAUUGUGAAGUUACUCCUUGUAGUGGCAGCCCUUGUUUACAUGGUGGUUCGUGCAAUAUAAACGGUGCUGCUUACACUUGCUCAUGCGCAGAUGGGUAUUCUGGCGCAAACUGUGAAGUAACGCCAUGCACUGUCAAUCCAUGUUUUAACAGUGGUGUUUGUUCAAUAUCCGGUUCAAGCUACCAAUGCUCAUGUGUGAAUGGUUAUUUGGGAGUGAACUGCGCAGAUCCCCCAUGCAGUAAUGAUCCAUGCUUAAAUGGUGGUAGUUGUUCUAUUACUGCAACUGGAUACAAAUGCGUAUGCUCAAACGGGUUUUCUGGAACAGAUUGUGAAGUUACACCAUGCAGUGGGGAUCCGUGUUUUAAUGCAGGAACAUGUACUAUAUCCGGUUCCAGCUAUCAAUGCACAUGUUCUAAUGGAUAUUCUGGAACCAAUUGCGAAGUAACACCUUGCAGUGUGGAUCCGUGUUCAAAUGGUGGUACAUGUAGUGUUUCCGGUUCAAAUUACCAAUGCACAUGCGCAAACGGGUUUUCUGGAACUAACUGUGAAGUUACACCUUGUACUGGUGAUCCAUGUGUGAAUGCAGGAACAUGUACUAUUUCCGGUUCCAGCUAUCAAUGCGCAUGCGUAAAUGGAUUUUCUGGGAUUAAUUGCGAAGUCACGCCUUGCAGUGGGGAUCCGUGUUUAAAUGAUGGAACAUGUUCUGUUUCCGGUUCCAGCUUUUAUUGUACAUGCAUAAAUGGAUUUUCUGGAGCUAACUGUGAAGUUACACCUUGCAGCGGAAAUCCGUGUAUGAAUAAUGGAACAUGUACAGUAACUGGUUCCGGUUCUACUUAUUAUUGUACGUGUGCAAAUGGUUUUUCUGGGACUAACUGCGAAGCUUAGUAAAGACUACAAUUGUGUUAUUCCAUAGAAGAAGACCAUCUAAGACGAUAAAUCAUUGUUGGCAGUAUGCGAUCAUGAAUGAGUAUGCCACGCAGUGCAUUCAGUGACAUUUUACAACUUGUGUGUAAACCUUCUGUUGGUUCAUGCGUGAAUAAAAGCACACAUUUCA